CCAAUAAUUGCUAUUGUUUCAUUCUCAAGCCAUCCGAUGGGAGACCGGCGCCCUCGGCGCUUCGGCGCGCGGCACCACACGACGCGCGUAUCCGCACCCUCGGGCCCACACGGUGGCGGACCGGGUGGCUCACACUACGCCAACACGCUGGAGUUCGAAACUGUAGCCUCUGAGCGCUCAGUCCCUCGGAACCACCAGCACAGAGCCAACUGGGAGGAUACACACAGCCAAUUCGACUUCAGCCAGGAUAAUCAGUCUCGUGGGCAGCUGGAAGGGCCCCAUGCACCCGACAAGUACAAAUCCAGUCGACCUAAGGCCAGUGGCCAGAGUAUCAGUGCCCCAGGGUCAUCUUUCGCCAAUUCCGCGUCCUCCACGUCAACUCCAGGCGUCGCCGAUGGAGUUCUCAGCAAAGGUUUCAUUCCACCAAAAUCCCAGGGUGAUUUUCUGGAUAAUUUAACAAAGAUGAACACAAGAGCCAAUCGCGGCUCCGGGUCGAUACUGAAGGCGAUGGCGUACUCAACAUCCUCGUCGUCGUUGGAAAUUACCAGUGCACCACCCAAGGAAGAUAUUUCCAGGCCACAUACAGGAUCCAGUGGAUGGGUAAACACAAGAAUGAAGCAGCUACCGGCCAAACCCCGGAUCUUAUUAACAGCCAGUGAGAAGAGGAUGAAGUUAAGUAACAACACAAGGAAGACGCCGUCGCCAGUGGUGAGUCACUACUCGCUACGGGACCGGAACAAAACCACUUUAUUUGGUAUCUCACCGACCUCGACAGCGCCGUUUUCGAUUCGAAACUCAAGAGUAUCGAGACUGGGCAAGAGGAAAAUGAGCAGCGAAGGCUCAGCGUCGAAGCCCAUUGCGCUGGACUCGGAUUCGGAGCCUGACGUGCAGUCAGAUAGGGAUAUUGUGGACGAAGUUCUGGACGAUACGAGGAGAACUACACCGUUAAAGAAGCAGGACGUGAAAGCAGCUGUUAUUGACCUGGACGACAUGGCGCUGCGUGCCAUGGCACGGCUCAACAAUUGCGACGUGAUGAUUGGACUGUUCCAAUGCAUCGUCGACAUGUUCUUCCAAGGUGACAGUAUGUGUAUGCGCAAUAUUCGGGGGAAAAACGAGACUUGGCCGUUCGAGGAGAACUAUCUCUUCAAUCUCGACAAGCUGCACGAUAUCAGGUAUUACUGUGUGUCCAAGGAGGUCGAUGUGAGCGUAGAAAUCGAUGUCGACGAGCCCGAUCGGAUGGAACAGUUGCUAGACGAAGCAUCAUUCAUGGCAUUCAAGCUGCCGUUUGCAAGCGAAGCUGAUCAAACUGCGAUGAAAGAUUUUUACGACCCCACUGGCACAGAUGUUUCAAAAGGAUACAUGGUUCUUCGUCCGCUGGAGGAUACAACAGGAGGAGAUUUGAGUCAGAUUCAAGAACACCUGCGCUCUUUUGGGGAUGUCCAAGCAAUAAAUGAUAAGAAACAAGCGAAAGAACACCUGGAAGCCUUGCUGAGGGAUCCCUUUAGCUACAAGGCCAGUAGGCAAUCUCAACGAAGCGCCACUGAAGCAGACGCAGAGAGUUCGUCGGAGUCGGAGGAAGAUGAUGAGGAGGGCAGCAUCACUGUGCUAACGUACCCAUUGCCGCCCUGCACCUCGGAUAUUGUCACGAUCAUCCGCCGCGAUGUAUCGCGACUGAAGCCCAGGCGCUACCUAAACGAUAGCAUUAUCGACUAUUACUUCAAACGCAUGAUGUUGGACAGCUAUCGAGAUAACAAAACUGUCCAGGAGAAAGUUCUCUUCCUCAAUUCGCACUUCUACACACGCCUUCGAGGGGGGAAAGGAGCGACUGCGCUGGAGCGGAUGGAAGCUGGAUACAAAAAUGUGUCCACGUGGCUCGCGCGCUCCAAUUUCUUCGACCGCUCCAUCAUAUUUAUUCCAAUCAACAAGGAGUACGGCGCAGUCGAUGAACUCUGGCAAUCUUUGUGGUGCUGACUGGAUGUGUGUGUUCUUUACAGCUUGCACUGGAGCCUUGCUGUGAUUUUGAACCCUGGACUGGCAGGAUCUGACACCAUUAACGAGGAGGCUUUUUCGUGUAUCGCUGUGCUGGACCCACUUGGCUCGUAUCAUCGCAAAGCUGCCAUUAUCCGUAACUUAAGAGCAUUUUUGCGGAUGCGUUGGGAGAAUUCUCAAGACAAUGUAGGCGACUACGGGGUGGAUCGCGUUCUCACGGUGAACGUCAAGGCGCCACAGCAAGAGAACAGCUACGACUGCGGUGUUUACGUGUUGAAGUUUGCCGAAGUGAUGCUGAAAAAUUGUCUGGAACUCAACUUGCUGGAUCAGAAUGAAGGAGUGAUAAGCAAGGACGUGACAGACGGCAAUCUCGAGGCUUUGAUCACUUCGAGCGCGUUCUCUGCGGAGGACAUCACGGCCACUCGCAAGCAGAUUCGGCAGUACAUUGAGGCUGAUGCGAGUGAGUAUCAAAUUCGCAGGAAGGAAGAGAGGGCCAAGGUUUAAACAACAGUAAUGCGAUAUUAGCACGGUUUUGGCAAGUUGAAACAAAAAAAACUUGCCUUUUCGGUGUUCGACAUGCCGAGCGAGUGGUUUAAAACUGCCUUGCGUUUCGUGUGAAUUGCAUCCCGACGAUCUCGCCACUUGUUAAACCAGCA
Molecule: messenger RNA, 2645 nt
Organism: Phytophthora nicotianae INRA-310
Lineage: Eukaryota; Oomycota; Peronosporomycetes; Peronosporales; Peronosporaceae
Exons: 9
Coding region: 37-1971 (644 amino acids)
Biological process (GO): proteolysis
Molecular function (GO): cysteine-type peptidase activity
Source: RefSeq, a predicted model, not a curated record